AUGGCAAUCACGGGACCUGAACCAAGCAGUAGUACCGCACACAAAAUGGCGGAGACAAUGUACUCCACCAGCACUAGAGGCGAGCAGACGGAGGCAGAGAACCGGCUGGAUAAAGCCUUUCAAGCCUUCUGGGAAAAGCUGGAAGCUCUUCUGUCCCCAACAACCCCGGAGAAAGGGCCUGCCACCCUACUGCGCACUCCCACAAGCUUAACCAAACAGAAGACCACACAGAAACUCCUACCACUAGGCUGCACGGAAAAAUGGAGCUGGCGGGAAAUCACCACGAGGCAGGGGACCAAAGAUACAUCUGGCGGCAACAGGAGCAAGAAAGCAACCCCCUGGUGCCCGAAAGUACCUAGGCCGAGGCGCACUAGCCCACUCACCCAUCACCCUGGAGCUCCCAGACACCGGCUGAAGGUGCGAGUUGCCGCAGUGAGAUCCCCCUGUAACAGACCACACGGGAAAGGGAGACUGCGACCGAGCAGACGGCACCUGAGGGGGCGCCCCACGAGCCACGAAACAAGCACCGCUCUGAUCCAGCCCAUGCCUGCCAGACAGCAACAGCGACGGCGGGACCACACCGGGACACAGACUCUCAUUGAAGUAUCAGGGGAAAACCCGUGGGGACAGAGAGGCCCACCCGACCAAGCACUUACAAGCCGGGGAAGUCGGCAGCAUCACCCCUGGGCAUGGGACUCUGCUUACAUCCGGGACGGCAUAGGUUAA
Molecule: messenger RNA, 726 nt
Organism: Pelobates cultripes (western spadefoot toad)
Lineage: Eukaryota; Metazoa; Chordata; Amphibia; Anura; Pelobatidae
Source: the annotation of a GenBank genome assembly